AUGGAUCGAGAAUCGUCACCGCGAAAGCCUGCCCUGAAGCGUAACUCGACCGCCUGCGAACACUGCCGUGCAGCCAAGGCCAAGUGUCAACCUAGUGAGCAGCCGGGCGUGUCUUGCAUCGAGGAGGGAGUGCGUGUCUCGGACAAAGGCCCGGCCUCCUCAGACGCGGAGCCGUCGCCAGAGUCCUUGGGCCAGUCCAGCACGUUCAGUAUCAACUAUUUCACGCCACCCAGGCCAAAUGUUGACGACAACUUCGCGACUCUUCGUGAGGUGCACAACUGUGCCUUUGACAACUUGCUCGAAAUCGACUCAAGCAGCGACAUUCUGCAGACGCCGAGUGCGUCAAUCUGCUCCACCUCGUCAUCCCAGCCUCGCUCUCUCUUCGACACUUGGCGGAAGCCCCAAUUCAACCUGGCUUCAGCCGAGGCCCUCCUAACCUCCUUCGACUGCAUGGUGGACUACAUUCCCUUUAUGACCUUGCCUGCUGGCUCGACCGUAACUCAUGUGGCUUCAACGAGGCCCUUUGUUCUAUUGGCUAUCUUGACUGUGGCCUCAAGAUCGAGAACAGUGCAGAAGCACUCGUUGUACGAUGAAGAGUUCCUGAGAGUUCUGGGCCUCAAGUAUGUGUCUGGUGGAGAAAGGAGUGUUCAACUAUUACAAGGCUUGUUGAUAUACUGCGCAUGGUAUCCCUUUCAUCUAAAGCCUAAAAGCGCACAGUUGGCUCACUGCAUCCGCAUGGCUGCGGACAUUAUCCAUGAACUCGGCCUGGAUGAAAACUUUCUUGCCUCUAACUUGUGGGGGCAAGGGGUGACGGAGGAGGAACUCGACAAGAUUCGUGCUUAUCUCGCCUACGUAUAUCUUGUCUCUACAUACGUCGUUGUAUGGAAGGGGGAAAGAUGCGUGCCGACUCGGCUCCCUGCUUGGGCCAACAUCGCCAUUGACACCUUGGAGCAGAAUGCCCAAACAGAAAAUGAUCGCAUGCUGGUCGCCUUGGUCCGCUUGUCCAUACUAUGCUCGGAUGCCUCCGAUGCCAUGAACGAGAGAAUAAAGGAUACUGUGCGAAACAGCCAGUUGAUCCUCGUGGGGCUUGAGCAGCGGUAUCAGCAGAUACGAAGCAAUAUCCUGGCUACAUGCCCCGGAGCCUUUGACAGGGAAACCAUUCGAAUGCAGGCACUGUUCCUCGACAUCUUCUUCGACGCCGGCAGCCUACUCGGGUUUCCAGUGGCUGGGACGCCAUCGCCAAGUUUGAAAAGUGAACGCAUCCCGCCGCCAAUACCCAAGAUAUACAGCGCCACGAAAAAGAUCCGGGUCUUCUUAGACUACGUAGGCGAUCUAGACGAUAAUGCCUUGCUCUCGUUUACCGUCAACGACUGGACUCGACUUAUCGUUGUCCUCACGCUGGCGUUCCGGCUCUCUUUUCCGCUCUCUCUCUGUCCAGAAUUCGACUGGACUUGGGCAAGCUCUCAGAUACAGCUUGAACAGUUCCUUUCCAAAGUCUCGCGUGACGCUGAUACAGUCGUUGCUUCCAACGGCAUCCUCUCAGCCAACCGCGUUGUUUUCGGCCUCUUGAAAACCAAGUUCAACCGUCGACUCGAUUCCGUCGGAGACGAACCCACCAUUCCAAGCAGCAGGACAUUUGGAUGCCCCAUGAUGAGUGGCGGCUCGAGUCUGGCUGACGCACAAUGGAGUUCAGAAUUCGCGCCGUCGGAGCCGUCGACGGAUUCUGACAUGUCUGACAUGGUCUUUCACGAUAUGUGGACGGCAGUGGCUACGGGAUGGCAAGACGUUGGGGACGUACCCUGGGAAACAUUUGACGAGCAGUUGAACAGCGUGGGCACUUGUCCUGCGAGUGGCUGGUCCAUAUAA
Molecule: messenger RNA, 1866 nt
Organism: Trichoderma reesei QM6a
Lineage: Eukaryota; Fungi; Ascomycota; Sordariomycetes; Hypocreales; Hypocreaceae
Exons: 6
Coding region: 1-1866 (621 amino acids)
Biological process (GO): regulation of DNA-templated transcription
Cellular component (GO): nucleus
Molecular function (GO): DNA-binding transcription factor activity, RNA polymerase II-specific; transcription cis-regulatory region binding
Source: RefSeq, a predicted model, not a curated record